Vigna radiata var. radiata (mung bean) is the source of this 1394-nucleotide messenger RNA. RefSeq names its product mRNA cap guanine-N7 methyltransferase 2. Lineage: Eukaryota; Viridiplantae; Streptophyta; Magnoliopsida; Fabales; Fabaceae. Gene Ontology annotation, biological process: 7-methylguanosine mRNA capping. The record is from RefSeq and is a predicted model, not a curated record. Gene Ontology annotation, cellular component: nucleus. Gene Ontology annotation, molecular function: mRNA 5'-cap (guanine-N7-)-methyltransferase activity. The coding region runs from base 104 to 1141 and encodes 345 amino acids. The transcript is spliced from 11 exons.
AGCUGUUAAUGGGAGUUUUAAAUUUAUAAAAUUUAUAGAGUGAAUAAAAUUGAGGGUUGAUGAACUUGUGAAACAUCAGCAGAGGAAGAGGGUUGUUUGAGGAAUGAGUCAGUCAACACACCAGCGGUUGUAUGAUUUUGCGAAAACGGCUCUCAUAAACAUAUUCGCUCACCCUUACGCUACGGUGUGCGAUUUGUAUUGUGCUGAUUCCGGCUCUGAUAAAUGGGUCGACGCGCAAAUUGGUCACUACAUUGGAAUUGACGCGUCUUCGUCUGGGAUAGAGCAAAUGCGAGAAGCUUGGGAGAGUCACAGGAAAUCUUACACUGCCCAGUUCUUCCAGGUCGACCCUUCCGUGGAGAAUAUAGAAACACAUUUGGAGGAGAAAAUCAAUGUGGCUGAUGUUGUCUGCUGUUUGCAGCAUUUGCAGUUGUGUUUUGAGACUGAAGAGAAAGCACGGAAACUACUGCAUAAUGUGUCAUCUCUGCUGAAACCCGGGGGUUAUUUUCUUGGUAUUACUCCUGACUCAUCUACCAUAUGGGCUAAAUACCAGAGGAAUGUUGAAGCCUAUCACAACAAAAGCAGCAGCAUGAAGCCAAACAUUGUUCCCAACUGCAUCCGGACCGAGAAUUACAUGAUUACUUUUGAAGUUGAAGAAGAAAAGUUUCCGUUAUUUGGAAAGAAGUACCAGCUAAAAUUUGCUAAUGAUAUCUCUGCUGAAACUAAUUGCUUGGUUCAUUUUCCAAGUUUCAUCAGGUUGGCCAGGGAAGCUGGCCUUGAGUAUGUGGAGAUUCAAAAUUUAACCGAAUUUUAUGACGACAACAGAGCACAAUUAGCUGGCAUGUUAACACACUAUGUUCCAAACCUCUUGGAUCCGAGGGGAAGACUUCUUCCACGUUCAUACGAUGCGCUAGGUCUCUAUACCACUUUUAUAUUUCAAAAGCCUGACCCAGAAAUUGCACCCCCAGUUGCGACUCCAUUAUUGCCAGAUGCAAUUUAUAAUCACGAUGAGGGAACCAGUAGUCGAGAUGAUGAAAUAAUAAAUGGUCAUGUAGAACCCGCUAUUGGGCUGGGCAAGAUAAGCGAACAGAAAGGAAUAUUGGGCCCAGGUCCAGCAGAUUUACGUUUUCCAGAAGCACUUUGAAUGUUCUCCGGAAGCUAAUGUUUUAGGUAAUUUUGUUUUUUCUGAUGCAACCAAUAUUUAAUUUUAUUAGCAAAAAGAAGAAGGAAGUUAGGUGUUCUCAUCCUUUUUAAAAUGGUGAAGGUUGUUAGGGUAGGUGUUUUUGUAGUCAGUGUGAAAGGAUUAGUUCACUUUUUCACUCUCCAAAACAGUAGAAUUAAAAAAUGUAAUGAUGAACAAGUUUUAAUCAAUUGCACUUUCUUCGAAAUUGGGAUAA